AUGAACAGAGCUAAGACUUACGACGAAAACGUACACUGUAUCGCAGACUUGGAGGCGGCUGCAAAUGAAAAGCUUACGCCUAUGGCCCGUGAUUUCUAUAGCGGUGGAUCUAUGGAUCUCACUACCUUGGCUGAAAACAAAAGCUCUUAUGAUCGCUACAGACUUCGUCCUCGUGUGAUGGUCGAUGUCAGUAACGUUGAUACUAGUACCACCUGUUUGGGUGCAAAAGUUGCGUUCCCAUUGGGCAUUUCGCCAGCUGCCAACCACGGCAUGGCUCACCCAGAUGCUGAGCUUGGUACGUCUAGAGCUGCUGCUAAAAAGGGCGUAAACAUGAUUCUUUCCAGCUGGUCCAACUCCUCAUCAAAGGAUGUCAUUGAUCAGGGUAAGGAUAGCCCUAACGCUUAUGGACAACAGUUGAGUGUGGUGAAACAUGAUCCUACUAAUAUGUUGAUUAUUAAAAACGCUGAAGCUGCUGGCUAUAAAGCGCUUUUCAUCAGUGUGGAUUGUCCUUGGCUCGGUAGAAGAUUAAACGAAAUGAGAAACGGCUUUAGACUUCCUGACCACCUCAACUUCCCCAGCUACCCUUGGAUCAACAGCACUAAUAUGGUAAGUGACGACGAUAGAACCCAGUACCACCCUUCGCUUACCUGGGAAUACGUUAGAUACCUUAAGUCAAAGACCAACAUGCAAAUUUGGUUGAAGGGUAUUCUCACCGCUGAAGAUGCUGCUGCUGCUGUUGACGCUGGUGCUGACGGUAUUCUUGUUUCCAACCACGGUGGAAGACAACUUGAUGGUGCCAUGUCUACGUUGGAUGCCCUCCCCGAAGUUGUGGCUGCAGUUAAGGGCAGAAUUCCUGUUCAUAUUGAUGGAGGUAUUAGAAGAGGCAGUGAUAUCUUCAAAGCCUUGGCUUUGGGCGCUGACCAUUGCUGGGUUGGAAGAGUCCCAUUAUGGGGACUUGCUUAUAAUGGAGAGAAGGGAGUGAGUCUUGCUCUUGAUAUUCUCCAUGACGAAUUCAAGGUGGUGAUGGCCCUCAUGGGUUGUGCUCGAGUAGAGGACAUUACGCCUCAGCACUUGGCCAGAAUGGGUCCUGACGGUGCCAUUCAUCGCUUGUCGGUUACUUUGUCAUCUAAGCUCUGA
Molecule: messenger RNA, 1137 nt
Organism: Candidozyma haemuli
Lineage: Eukaryota; Fungi; Ascomycota; Pichiomycetes; Serinales; Metschnikowiaceae
Product: alpha-hydroxy acid oxidase
Exons: 1
Coding region: 1-1137 (378 amino acids)
Molecular function (GO): FMN binding; oxidoreductase activity
Source: RefSeq, a predicted model, not a curated record